AUGCACGACCCCGAGACUGACCCCGCUGCAGUAGGGGUUGCUUCCCCAUCAGGCAUCUCACUGUCUCAGGAUCGGUGGGGUUGCGGGGUUCCUCCCGCCCGCCGCCCCGCCCGGUCUGCGGCGCAGCGCCUCGGCAGCCUCGCCCGGCCCUGCCGCUGCCGAUGCCGCCGCAGGAACAAAGGCGCGCCGGCCCCGCCGCCCGCAGCUCCGAAAGGUCGGCGGGCGCGGCGGGGUCGAGCCGGGCGGGGCGGCCGGGCCCGGGAGACCCAGGGAGGCGCGGACGCGGCCCGCCGCUCACCUGCAGCCGCCCUGCGCCGCUGCGCUCAACCCGGCCUGCUGUGCCCUACUUUCCGCUCCGGAGCUAGACGUAAACAAUCCCCGCCCUCGCGGCCCGCCCCCUGCGCCGCAUUGGCCCCGCAGCGUGCGCGGCUCGGGGCUACGGCGGAGGGGCGGUCCUCGUGGCACACGCCUCUUGUUGAGAGGCUACUGGAUCUGUCAAUCCUGACCCGACGUCCCCAUUGGCCACAUCUCAAGCGGUCGGAGACAAGGCCCGCACGCCCAUUGGACGCGGGGCGAGGAAAAGAAGCGGCCUCACGCUGGGGCGUUGACACGGAAGUGGGUCCAGGUCCUGUACGUCGUCUGCGCCGGAACUUUCGUGAACCCCUCGUGCGAUCUGAUUGGCUGAGGGUAGCGCGAGUGGGCCUAUCAAGAGGAGUCGUGGUGGGGUCGCGCUGCCCAUUGGUCCGAAGGCACUUCACUCAGGCAGGGAGGCGGACUGUGCGAGGAGGAAGUGGCUGGAAGUCGUACGACCACCCGGGUGGGAUGGAAGCGGCAGGAGAUCUCAGGUCUGGUACCAUGAGCACAAAGCUCUUACAACGCUGCAUUCAUCCAUCGGAUUAUAAACGUAAUACUGGAGAAAAAAACCUGAAAAAGUUUGUUAUGAUAAGGGCAGACUUGCUACAAGAGCCUGGAAACCUGGCCGGCGUCCGGUACAUCAUCCUCGUUCUUUCGGGAAAGGGGGGUGUUGGGAAAAGCACCAUCUCCACGGAGCUGGCCCUGGCCCUGCGCCACGCGGGCAAGAAGGUGGGUAUCCUCGACGUGGACCUGUGUGGCCCCAGCAUCCCCCGCAUGCUCCAGGUGCAGGGCAAGGCUGUGCAUCAGUGCGACAGUGGCUGGGUGCCUGUCUUCGUGGACCAGGAGCAGAGCAUCUCCCUCAUGUCUGUGGGCUUCCUGCUAGAGAAGCCGGAUGAGGCAGUGGUGUGGAGAGGCCCCAAGAAGAACGCACUGAUAAAGCAGUUUGUGUCCGAUGUGGCCUGGGGGCAGCUGGACUACCUGGUUGUGGACACGCCCCCAGGGACCUCUGAUGAGCACAUGGCCGUGGUGGACACCCUGCGCCCCUACAGCCCCCUGGGGGCCCUCGUGGUCACCACGCCCCAGGCAGUGUCCGUGGGGGAUGUGAGGCGGGAGCUGACCUUCUGUAAGAAGGUGGGGUUGCGGGUGAUCGGGGUCGUGGAGAACAUGAGCGGCUUCGUCUGCCCACACUGCGCGGAGUGCACCAACGUCUUCUCCAGGGGAGGCGGCGAAGAGCUGGCCAGACACGCUGGAGUCCCCUUCCUGGGCUCUGUGCCCCUGGACCCCGAGCUCACGCGGAGCCUGGAGGAGGGCCGAGACUUCAUCCGGGGGUUCCCCGAGAGCCCCGCGUUUCCUGCGCUCUCUCGCAUAGCCCAGAAGAUUCUGAAUGAGGUGCCUGUUGGACUCUCCUGACCAAGGCAGUUUGAGUGUCUCCUCUGUGUGCUGUGGGGCUCAUGCUCACAGCCUGGAACAGAGGCGGUGGCACAGUUCCUGAAACCCGUGGCCCUGGGUUGCCGUCACCAUGUGCUCCUCUCCCCGUGGGCCUGCCCUGGACGUUUCUGGUGCUUCAGCAGCAUCUCAGCAUCAGAGCCACUGACAGUCAGUGGUUCCGCCUGGUCGGCCUGUGGCAGGGCCCGGGGAUAGCGUGAGGUCGCGAUGCCGUGGCCUGACCUCCCUGGUGGUGCAGCUCAGUACUCACAUGCCCCAGAUAGACGGGCUGCUCCCGACAGCCAAGUCUCCACGUUGUUCACAAAGCUUGUGUGUCUGGGAGCGCGCUGGGCCUAUAAUCCUGGUGAAAUAGGCAGCAGCACCCAGGAAGGUGUCAAACUUGUAAUUCAGAGGAGCCCAAAAUAAACCCGUCCCACCGCCGUGGUUACAGGUC
Orcinus orca (killer whale) is the source of this 2233-nucleotide messenger RNA. It is a transcript of the gene NUBP2, whose product is annotated as NUBP iron-sulfur cluster assembly factor 2, cytosolic. Lineage: Eukaryota; Metazoa; Chordata; Mammalia; Artiodactyla; Delphinidae. The transcript has 8 exons. The coding region runs from base 1 to 1764 and encodes 587 amino acids. Gene Ontology annotation, biological process: iron-sulfur cluster assembly. Gene Ontology annotation, molecular function: ATP binding; ATP-dependent FeS chaperone activity; 4 iron, 4 sulfur cluster binding. Gene Ontology annotation, cellular component: cytosol. The record is from RefSeq and is a predicted model, not a curated record.